AUGGCCGAAUACAAAACUGCUGGUGGUAACGCUGCGUUCCACAACUAUAUCAACGACUUCGCCCAUAUCACCGAUCCUCUUGAGAGAAGAAGACUGGCUCUGGAGAAGAUCGAUAAUGCCAGCUUUGGAUGGUACCACGUCAGAGCGGUCAUGGUGGCUGGAGUCGGUUUCCUCACGGAUGCGUACGAUAUUUUCGCCAUUAACCUAGGAAUCUCCAUGAUGACGUAUGUUUACUGGGGUGGCUCCAUGCCUGCCUCCACCAACACUCUUCUGAAAGUGUCCACCUCUGUGGGUACAGUCAUUGGACAGUUCGGUUUCGGAUUGCUUGCAGACCUGGUGGGAAGAAAGAAGAUUUACGGCACAGAGUUGAUCAUCAUGAUUGUUGCUACCGUUUUGCAGUGUACCCUUGGCGAGUCUAAGGCUAUUUCUUUCCCUGCUAUUCUCACAUUCUACAGAAUCGUCCAAGGUAUCGGCAUCGGUGGUGAUUAUCCGCUCAGUUCCAUCAUCACGUCCGAGUUUUCGACCACUAGAUGGAGAGGAGCCAUCAUGGGUGCUGUUUUCGCCAACCAGGGUUGGGGCCAGCUGCUGGCCGGUCUCGUGGCUCUCAUCUGUGUUGUCGCUUACAAGGACGAUCUGAUUGUCGCCGAGACGGCUUCCAGCUGCACUGGAAACUGUAUCAAGGCGUGCGACCAGAUGUGGAGAAUUCUUAUUGGAUUCGGCUGUGUGCCCGGUAUGGUUGCGCUGUACUUCAGAUUGACAAUCCCAGAGUCCCCAAGAUUCACUUUCGACGUGUCCAGAGAGCUCGAAAAGGCCACUGCCGACAUUGCCAAGUUUACCUCUGGUAAGCACGGAGACGCAGGCAGGGGCGAUAUCGAGGUCCUUAAGGAGACCGAGCAGGCUUUGGACGAGCACGAGGAACUGGGACCUCCAAAAGCCACUACCAAGGACUUCUUUGGUCACUUUUCCAAAUGGAAGCACAUGAAGAUCCUCAUUGGUACUGUUGGUUCGUGGUUCAUGUUGGAUAUUGCUUACUACGGCCUGGGUCUGAAUACCGCUUCCAUUCUGCAAACCAUUGGCUACGCGUCCUCCAAAAACGUCUACCACUCGCUUUACAACCAGGCUGCCGGUAACCUGAUCCUUAUUUGUGCCGGUGCCAUUCCAGGCUACUGGUUCUCGGUUGCCACCAUCGACACCAUUGGAAGAAAAAGCCUGCAAUUUGUUUCUUUCCUCCUUCUGACCUGCAUCUUCUGUAUUAUCGGAUUCGCCUACCACAAACUUGGAGACAAGGGACUUCUUGCGUUCUAUAUUCUUGCCCAAUUCUUCCAAAACUUCGGUCCAAAUACCACCACCUUCAUUGUUCCUGGUGAGUGCUUCCCAACCAGAUACAGAUCUACCGCGCAUGGUAUUAGUGCUGCCGCAGGUAAAGUUGGCGCCAUCAUUGCCCAGACCUGUAUCGGUACCCUGCAAGACCAUAACUGUGCCAGAGACGGCAAGGAGAAAAACUGCUGGCUGCCACACGUUAUGGAGAUCUUUGCUUUGUUUAUGCUGCUUGGUACUUUCACCACCGUUCUUAUUCCUGAAACCAAGAGAAAGACACUUGAGCAGCUCUCAGAGGAGCUCCACGGUGAGGUUGACGUCUCAAAGCACCAUUUGAGAGUGAACUCUUCCGACGAGGACGGAGAAAAAAUUGUCUAGACACACUCGCUAGGUCGUAUUUAAUUUUUUAUCUUGUUAAAUUUCUUUAGCAUAGAUCAAUUUAUGUCUGGGUCGGUCCACAACAAGCAGUUGUGCACUUUUUUCCAGAAAGUGGGGGCAUGUCGACACGGCGACAAGUGUGUGAGGACACACGUGUAUCCGAAACACUCGAGAACGAUUUUGUUUCCCAAAUUGUACGACAACCCGAAACAUGUGGAGGGACUGAAAAAGGGCGAUCCCGAGCCCGUCGCGCCGGAGAUCGUGUCCUCGCUUGACGAAACGCAAAUCCAGCAACGUAUCGACUCGCUUUACAAGGAUGUUUUUGUCGAACUCGCGCUGAAGUACGGGCCUGUGGACAAAAUUGUCAUCUGCGAGAACGUAAACCCCCAUCUUAGUGGAAACGUUUACGUGCGCUUCAGAGACGAAGCCGACGCAAUGAAGUGCUACAAGGAAUGCAACGACCGCUGGUACAACGGCAAGCCCGUUUUUGCCGAGCUCUCGCCGGUGACCAACCUCGACGACGCCACGUGCCGGCUCUAUUACUCAAACGAGUGCGACAGAGGCGGAAUGUGCAACUUCAUACACGAGAGACGGGCAGACUCCCGCUUGGAGCGCGAUCUGUUUGCCUCUCAGCGCCGCUCCAUGUCCGAAAGACGACGUUAGAUACUUGUUGGUGUCCGGGGUGCUUGUUAAUAUGUACAAAUAAUAAC
This is a messenger RNA of Ogataea polymorpha, 2405 nucleotides long. RefSeq lists its product as uncharacterized. The coding region runs from base 1 to 1695 and encodes 564 amino acids. Gene Ontology annotation, molecular function: phosphate transmembrane transporter activity. Lineage: Eukaryota; Fungi; Ascomycota; Pichiomycetes; Pichiales; Pichiaceae. The record is from RefSeq and is a predicted model, not a curated record. The transcript has a single exon. Gene Ontology annotation, cellular component: membrane. Gene Ontology annotation, biological process: phosphate ion transport; transmembrane transport.